AUGGAUGCUGAGUCCAUUGUAGAUGAGAGGCAGGCUCAGAAUCUGGGAAGAGGGACCAGUGGAAGUUUCGGUAACGCCACCUUCCAGCAGAUACAAGGAACAGCCAUGGGAGCAGACUUUUCUCCCACCAUGGCUAAUAUCUACAUGUCCGUAAUACUACAGAAGUUUCUCCUUACACAACCCACCCAACCAUACUACCUAAAGCGUUACAUAGAUGACAUCCUAAUGAUUUGGACAGCCUGGGAUGGAGGUGAGAUAGAUUUCCGGGGAGGCCAGUGGGCGGGGAUUGAACUGGACGAGGCCACCGGGAAGAAUGAUGGCUCUCUGAAGGGGAUCAGGUUCUUCACCUGCAAACCCAAGUUUGGUGAGAUAAGGAUGGGAGUGGAGUUGGACAAUGGGGGAGGAGACAACUCGGGGUUUCACUCCGGAGUGAGAUACUUCAACUGUAGACCCGCCCACGGGGUAUUCCUACCUACUUCCAAGGUCAAAGCACUAGCAGCAACCUCCAGUGGCUCUUCUACUAACAGUGGCCCAACUACUGAUUCCCAGCUCACUCCUCCCUCUCCUCCCCCUCCCCUCAUCCCUCUCCUCCCGUCAACAAACGAAGACUCAACACCUCCAACACCACAACAUCCUGCUUUCAUGGUCAAAACUGGAAGUACUGAAGCUCACACAGCUACUUUACAACAAGCACAUAAAACAAUUUACUGUUGA
Geodia barretti is the source of this 714-nucleotide messenger RNA. The record is from the annotation of a GenBank genome assembly. Lineage: Eukaryota; Metazoa; Porifera; Demospongiae; Tetractinellida; Geodiidae.